CCUCAGACUUCACUGCCUUUGAUGCUUCCACUCGUUGUGCCAUUUUCCCGCAACCCACCUCAGCGGUUCCAGGAUUUUUCUUGGGCUUCGUCAUGACAAUGCUUAUCGACACCUGGCUGCCCUGAUUCGUGAUCAGCCUGUAGGGGCUCCAAGUCCAUCACGUUUUCCCCAGAAGUCUGUGGCUGUAAUAAAUCCCUUUGCCUCCGUCUAGAACCAACCUGAACACCGCCAUGGCUGUGACCUCGUAACCUCUUGGGUGGCGGCCUGCAGCGUACAGUGCCCGUUCAUUGUCUCACUUGCCAUUUGUAACGAACUGCAGUCGUUUUGUUACAUUCACUUCUCCUAUUUUUAAUGCUUGGCCUUUAAACUGCAGCCUUUCGACGUCAAGAGAUCAAUACUCAAGUGAUCGAAAUUUCUGCAUCUGCAAUUCCUCCAAGAGGUGUCUGCAGAAGUUCCGCCUUUUGACCAUUCACGAUGAGCCAUCCACAAAUUGGCCAAACCAUUGCCGUCUUCGACAAAUCAGGGAAGGUCGUCAGUACGAGCAAGCAUCUUCUCAAUAUAUUUCGGGAAGCAAAGGAUGCUUAUCGCGAAAAGAAGGCCGAGAUCAACGCCCAGCGUAAGGCUGAAUUAGAAGCCAAGCGCGCCCGUCGCGCUUUGGAGAAUUUUACUUUUGAUGAGAGAGCUUCGGCCGCUCCGUCCAAGGUCUCGUCCAGACGCACUCAUCGUACCAGACGCUCAAGGGCUCGCCAUCAUGAACCUGUUUAUCAAUAUGAUGACGAAUAUUAUGCCGAAGACAUGCGAAGACAGACAGCACCAACAAUACGUCGCUACGAACAAGACUACGACAUGCCUGCACCGAGAAUGGAAAUCAUUCGUCGUCAUACGACCAAUGAUGCUCAAAUUGCUCACCGUCCUCUGCCUACUCGCUCAGCAACGGUAGCUGGGCCAGCCAUUGAUAUGGACCUUGCGUACGGCGAAAUCCCGCCACCUCUGCCGCCAAGGCACGAAGAUGAAGACGAGCUCAAAGGUCUCCUUUCAAAGCUGAAUCUCGCGCUUGAUGAAGCCCACUGCGUGCGACAUACUGUCACGACUAUGGUUUCUUCGCUUCAGAAAAAUCCGGACGCCAUGGCCGCCGUGGCCUUGACCUUGGCAGAGAUCAGUAAACUUGCAGCCAAAGUAUCGCCUCAAGUUCUGACUGCUUUGAAAGGUAGCUUUCCUGCCAUUUUUGCUCUCAUGGCUAGCCCACAAUUCAUGAUUGCGGUUGGCGUGGGUGUUGGUGUCACCGUUGUCAUGCUCGGUGGUUACAAAAUUGUCCAAAAGAUUCAACAACGAAAGGUGGUGGAUGCGCCAAUGCCAGUUGCGGAAGAGGUCCAGCCAGAGUUCGAUCAGCUCGAAGAGAUGGAUGUUGACCUUUCUGGUAUCGAGACGUGGAGACGUGGGAUAGCCGACGCUGAAGCCGAUAGCGUAGCCAUCAGCGUUGAUGGCGAAUUCCUUACCCCCGAAGCUGCCUCGAUUCUGCGCGAAGAGAGGCAGCGGGACAGAACGGGACAAAGUGAAGCUAGCAGGAGAACGAAAUCCACGAAGCAUACCAAGCACAGAAAGAGUGAGAAGGGGGACAAAGAGAAGAAAAAGAAGAAGCACUCAAGCUUGCGGCUCCUAUUCCAUGCAUAGAACACUCUUGGCAUUACCAUUAGAACCUUCAAGCGGGGUGGUUAGUGGAUGUUUUUUUGUUUUGUUUUUUUGGCCUUCAGCAAGGACUUUUUCUUUAUAUUUAUAUGGAAGCGUUGUGGCUUUGGCGCAAGCCUUGAAGUAUGAGAAGCUUUAAUAGGCGAUUUGUCUUCUUUUAUUUGAUUUCAUUUGUUCAGCAUUGGACAUUUUAUACAUCCUUUUGAUAUUUGCAUUGGCAUAAGCGGAUCAUUAGACAGGUAGCUUGUCACUAAUCUAUGCUGUAUCAUGCGAGAUGAACUCAUCUGUUGUGCCUACAGCGCAUCCAUAAACCCAC
Xylona heveae TC161 is the source of this 2002-nucleotide messenger RNA. RefSeq lists its product as hypothetical. Bases 475 to 1671 code for a protein of 398 amino acids. The record is from RefSeq and is a predicted model, not a curated record. Lineage: Eukaryota; Fungi; Ascomycota; Xylonomycetes; Xylonales; Xylonaceae. The transcript is spliced from 2 exons.